This is a messenger RNA of Hydatigera taeniaeformis, 2838 nucleotides long. NCBI's taxonomy places the organism in Eukaryota, Metazoa, Platyhelminthes, Cestoda, Cyclophyllidea, Taeniidae. The record is from the annotation of a GenBank genome assembly.
AUGCCAAAUUUGUGUUCAGACAGUCGCACAGGCAUUCAGCACUCCUCUUCAAACAGGUUCUCCACACACCCUCCAGAGAGCGACCAAUCAGACCAGUUGCAGGACUUUGUUGAGGAAGAAGCUGUAGUAAUGGCUCAUGAGCUUGAACAUCUCAACUUGGACCCCUACGUUUCGAAAGACGUGCUUGCUACUUUGAAAAAGCACCUUGUCCAAGGAAUGCAAAAUUAUAAAUCUCGUCUUCGCUCCUCUUGUCCUGAAAGCACACAUUUAAACCAAUCUAAGCCAGUUUCUUGUCGCGCGCGCUCGUCUUCUUCCGCUUCUCUACCUCCAUAUUAUCCUUCUUCCGGUCCAUCCAACAAUAUUCGUCACUCUAAAUCCUCAUUCCAGUCAGUAAUGUCGCCUCAUUCAUGUUCUCCUGACUCUUGUCUUCCAUUCCCCAUAAUUCCCCCCACAUGCUCCCCCUCUCCGAACACCUCGUAUGCUUCACCUCCCAACGUCAACCCUAAAAGAUAUUAUGAACCCUCUCCAGACCACUUAUCUCGAUCGCACACUCCUGAUUGCCGUCUUAAUCCCGAUUUUUAUAAUGUUACAUCGCAGGAAACUUCUGGAUACCCAGUCAUCAGAUGUCAGAUUGAUGAGGGUCAGUGUUCCCAACCCGGCAAUCGCUAUGACAAUGACGUGCGUCCUCAAGGCAAAGAAUUGGUUGAUGGCAGAGGAACAUUGAGCCCUGGCCCCUCUCAGUUGCAAGGUUCUGAGUCGUUUGACUUGGAUUGUUCGAAAAUCACCAAAGUCUACCUCCUGAAGGAAUGUUCUCCUGUCGAGAAUUCACCCUGUUGCCAGUUGGUUUUGCAGUCGUCUCCUCAGCAGGCUAACAGUGCGGUCGUACGAGGCGGUUUUUUGCGCUUAGUAGCGAUGUUUCGAGGCAAGCUUAUCAGGGAUCUCUUUAUUACUGAAAAGGUGAUCGACAUAAUACGGAUGAUAAAGGACACGGCAGAAGUACUGCUGUCCUUUUGUUCCGACAAGAACUGUAAUUUGGAGAAAGAGGAGGAGCAAUUUGCUUGCCGUCUGCAAUUGCAAUUGCAAACUUCCCUGUCCAGACUCCAUCAGCUCUUCAUAGAGACCACACCGGGGGAGCGACUGGCGGCUUUGAGGGGGUCCCACAACUGGCGUGUGGCCAACAACUUCGGCCAACCACGCCAGCGCUCCCCACCCAUUUCCACUUUGGCCUGUGCCACCUCGCUCCCAACGGUCCGUCCGCCGCUAUACAAUCCUUCCCCUCGAAUCACCUCGCUGCUCGUCUCCGUCUCCUCGCCAAGUUGUUCAUUUACUGACUUUGUUGAACAGGUGAAGGCGUUAUAUCUUGGUGAUCUACGCAUUUGCGCCCUUGGAAUCAAGCAAGGUUCACCCUCCCCAGCCCCGCAGCAGCGGCAGAGGCCCCAGGAUGGCCAGAAAACUGCGUCCGACGCCCCGGCCGACGUGCUCCGCUUUUGCGACGACUGGUACCAAGUCAAUCGCCUAUGCGCCCUCGCCAAUCUUCAACUGAACCCUCGCUCAGUUCCCACGAAGAUCCCUCCCUCGCACUCACUGCGCACUGCCUGUUCCAUGUGCCAACAUCGAAUUCAACCACCACCCUGUCUGUUGUCAGAGAAGGAGCAGGCGGGUUCGACUCGAAGCCAACGACAAUCGGAGCAAAGGGGGUCUUCAAUCGAGAGAAGCCAGCGUUCUGCGAUGGAGCAAAGGCAGUGUCAGUCGGAUCAAAGUCGUUGCUCGGCAGAGAGAUUCAAAUCCUCCAUGAAAGAGAAUCAGUGUACGUUGGAGCAAAAACAAGCGACACUGCACCCUCUGAGGAGCAAGCAGUGUCAAAUGGAACAACCUCAGCCGUUGGGGCGCUCCAGCUCCUCAGGGGAGAGGAAGCAACGUCAAUCUUGCCCAAAUCAGUGUCAAUUGGAUCGAUUGCCACAUUCUGCACUACCACAAUCGAUGGUGGAAUUGGAGGAUGCACCGAUGUGUCAAGAUUCAUGGGAGGAGGAGAGCGAGGACGCACUACGCCAAGAGGAGAUGGAGGAUUCACCGCGACCACUGGUACAUCUAUGGCAGGAAGGAAGCGAAAGGUCGCUCGACUCCUCGGAACCCAGCAAUGCCGCAAUUACUCCUUGCAAUGGACUCCAGGACGUGGAAUUGAGGCACAGCCAGAACCUUGCAUCGGAGGGUCCAAUCUCCGCUGUUGUAACAAUUCCAGGCUACCUGUCGGUGAAUUUGCACCGCUGGCCCAGUCGUCACAGUCUUCAUAUAUACAUGCCGGAUUAUGGGACGAGUCACGCCAAACAAAACGAUGCACCUCAAGAAACCGAAGAAUGUCAGGCGAUCAUCCAGAAUCCCGAUCCCUGUGUGGAGGAGACCUCAAAUUGUUGCGAAACCCGGACGGCAAUGACAACACCAGAUGCAUUAGAGAAGAAGAAGGUGCAAAUAAGUUGUUGUGGAACGCCAAGGAGCGAAUCCUCCAACACCAACAACACGAUUUGCCCAGGUGUUCCACACCUCAACAAAGAAGAAGAGGUGGAGUCAGGUGUGAAGAUCGGGGUGAACUUGCGACUUCAAAUGUACCGAAUGGUCAAUCAGAUGAGGGAGGAGAAACAACUCCUGCGUGGCCGAGUAAUAGCUUUCAGACACAUCGAGCUUCAGUGGCGCUCGAUUAUCCUCCCAAACACGGCAGACGUGUGCGCGGUGACCUGCAAGUGGGUCGAUGUGGGUGAAAGAGAGGAGCCUUUGAAGAUGCCAUUGAUGCUGACGGCGAAAACGACGAUGAGGCUGACCGACUUGAAGGACACGGAUUCCUGA